AUGGCGAUAGUUGAGGCCAACCUCACUCAAGCAAUCUCUCAGCAGUUUGCGGAACUCCGUGAGAUAAUUGCGGAUCUCGUCCAAACCGCCAUCGCCAAUAAGCAGCCGCAAAACUCAGCUUCCGGGACGGUCGAACCAAUGCCGCCGAAGGAGAUUGCAGCCACAUCGUUCUUCCCUGUCGCUGCUGUUUCACCAUCGGCACUGCUCUUGGCUGCAUCCAGCCCAUCUACCAUGAACGAGAAAGAUCGCCCCAAAGAGAGGGAAGAUGCGAAGAUGACUGUCGAGAUUCCACUUGAGCCGAAGCAAAUAGCUGCUCCAACAACUGUAGUGGGUUCGAUAUCUUCAGCCACGAUCAACACCGUCAAUAGCGAAGGGCAAUGGGAGCGUGAUGUUGGGAUUAGCUUCACCAAACAGGUCGCUAGCAAGCCAAACCCAGUUCUAUGGGGCUUUCCAACCGACAGAUGGAAGUUCAGGAAGAAGACACUAAGAUCCGACGAGGAAGAAUGGGUGGUUAUAGCGUCGUCCACUCCUUUUGCCUCGCCCUCGUCGUUACUAGUCAAUGCGACAGUCAAGGGCUGGGUGAUAAUGACAUACAUCAAAUGGUCGGCUCGCAGGGAGACGAUAUUGAAGACGUCAGCGGGAUCGCUCAGGACGUCGUCGAUAGGGAGAGCAAUGUUGGGCGGAUCGAGUUUGUCUUCCUGCGGCUUGGUGAGCAAUUGGCCGCCAAAGGAGUUUCCGGAAGAGGGAAAGAAGAAAGAUGGCAGUGGUGGUCACUCUCUCCCUUGUCAGCCACUAUGUUCCAUUCCAUUCCUCGAAGCUCAAUUGCAACAAAUUGGAGUGAGUAAGUUGGAAGCUCGAAGAGAGCAGCGGAGGAGACAACUGAUGGGUGAUCCUAGGCUAGCGCCGAUUGGUGAGGAGGCGAAAAUAAGGAAGAUGUCGAUGGAGGAUUUGAAGUCGGAGGGAGAGUCCGAUCGAGUGGUUCGCCGACUCACUUCGGCGAUCGGCGGGGAGAAGUUGAUGGCGGAAGGGAGCUCGUCUCGACGCCGUCGGGGGAAAAAGACCCCGCCGGAGAGCGAGAUGAAGAGGUCAUCGUCGGGGCUGAGAAUGGCGGCGAAGGCUGGGCUGCUUUCGGGGACAAUGAAGUUGCCGGAGGAAGCCGAGGAGAAGAUGGGGUCGUCGGGUGGAAGAACGUAG
Linum trigynum is the source of this 1194-nucleotide messenger RNA. Lineage: Eukaryota; Viridiplantae; Streptophyta; Magnoliopsida; Malpighiales; Linaceae. The record is from the annotation of a GenBank genome assembly.